Messenger RNA from Naumovozyma castellii, 1422 nucleotides. RefSeq names its product Clg1p (gene CLG1). Lineage: Eukaryota; Fungi; Ascomycota; Saccharomycetes; Saccharomycetales; Saccharomycetaceae. The transcript has a single exon. Bases 1 to 1422 code for a protein of 473 amino acids. The record is from RefSeq and is a predicted model, not a curated record.
AUGGCAAGUGCUAUUAAUUAUUAUCCCAACCAAAUCAGUGUUGAACAUUCACGUUUUAUGGGUAAUCAACUACCUUCAAAACCUAUGGGUCAUCAUUAUCCAACUCAUUCGCUAAAUGAUAUUCAAUAUCACCAACUCCCAACCAUGAACCAAUACAGCUAUUACCCACAGGUAUCAUCAACAAGAAAUGAUAUACCUGCUGCUGCUGCUGUCCCUCCUAAUGCUCAUCCAUUGCCAAUUAUUCCUGUGCAACCAAAUGUUCAAUCAUAUUUUGCAAACAAUAAUAAUAUGAAUGGUAAUGGAUAUCCACCAUUAAACAACUUUCAUCAUCAUAGUCAAUCUAUGUUGUUACCCGCUCAUCAUGCUCCUCCACCACCACCACCUCCAGGUUUGUUAUUUAAUAAUAAUAACAAUAAUAAUGGUUAUCAAAACAAUAUUCCAAUUAUGCAACCUCCAGCACAGAUUAAUGCUGCUAAAUCAGAAAAGGUCAAUGGAGGUGUCUCUCAAGUAUUGGAUUAUGAUAUUAAAUUAAUGUCUGAGUUUUUCGUUAAGAAUGCUUAUAUUGCUUUUGGAACCAGUGCUUCUUUGAUUAAUGAAAAUUCUGGAUCUAAUCAAACUGCUGAUAUUUUCAUUAAAGGUAUUCAUUCUGUCUUAAAUGCUACUAGAUUACCUUCAGUGUCCAUCUUCUUAGCCAUCGAUUAUUUAUUCAAGUAUAUUGAUAAAUUAUCUGCAGGUAUUGAAUCUAUUGGUGGUAAUACUGUCAAUGUCAUUUAUCAAAAUUCAAUGAUUGCCUUUAUCUUGGCAAAUAAAUUUAAUGAUGAUAAAACAUUUACCAAUAAAUCUUGGUCACAAGCUACUGGUAUGGAUAUUCAAUUAAUUAAUGAGUAUGAAAGAACAUGGUUGAAUGUAUUUGAGUGGAGUUUAUUUGAUGAUAAAUUCAUGCUCUAUGAAGAUUUGGCAUUUGCUUUUAAAAUGUAUUGCCAAGAUUACGUUAAGAGUACUACUCCACAACUUCCAUCAAUUCAACAUGCCACAAAUUCAAUGUACCAUCUUCCAUCACCAUCAUCUACAAAUAAUUACACUGUGGCUCCUUCACCUGGUUACGAAACUCCAAGAUACACUUCGAAUAAUAAUGUAUUCUCAUCUUCUCCAUGUUACUACGCCGAUGAUAAGAGUUCAUAUGUUCCUCCUAGUGUGAACAACAACAAUAAUUUUAUGAGUUCACCAAUUUCGAUUGAUAGCAAUUAUAAUUUUAAUACUCAAUUCAAUUAUGGUUGUGGUUCCAAGAAGCAACCACACCCACAGUUUUCUCAAUUUGGUACAAAUUCUACUUGGCAGUUUGACGAUUCUUUAAAUACAAUGCCAACUUCAAAUUUAUCUAAUUUUGAGAACCCUUACUACUCAUACUCAACGGUAUAUUAA